GCGCAGAGAGAAGAAAGAUGAAGGUGCUGAGCCUGAGGCUGAUCCAGAGCGAGAUCAACGAACUGUAUUUGCUUAUCAGAUUUGCUUGAAAGCUGAUGAAAGAGAUGUGUAUGAAUUUUUCUCAAGGGCUGGAAAGGCGAUCAUAUAGGGUCCCUUAUGGUGCAAUUCUAUUACAUGUUCAGUAUGUGUCACUGGAUCACCUUUUUGUGCGUGAUGUUCGCCUCAUAAUGGAUCGCAAUUCAAGGCGUUCUAAGGGAGUCGGGUACAUUGAAUUUUAUGAUGCUAUGUCAGUUCCAAUGGCUAUUGCUCUCUCUGGCCAGCUGCUACUUGGUCAACCCGUAAUGGUUAAACCAUCCGAGGCAGAGAAGAACUUGGUACAGUCAACUGCCACUUCGGGAGGAGCAGGUGGGCUUAGUGGACCUUUUUCUGGGACAGCUAGAAAGUUGUAUGUGGGCAAUCUUCACUUCAAUAUGACAGAAGAUCAACUGAAACAGGUCUUUGAACCAUUUGGUGCUGUUGAACUGGUUCAAUUGCCUCUUGAUCCUGAAACUGGGCAUUGCAAAGGUUUUGGUUUUGUUCAGUUUGCACGUCUUGAAGAUGCAAAAGCUGCCCAAAGUCUUAAUGGACAGCUAGAGAUUGCUGGAAGAACAAUCAAGGUAUCAGCCAUGUCAGAUCAGGCCGGGGUGCAAGAUACUGGUGCAAAUGCUGGUGAUCUUGAUGAUGAUGAUGGUGGGGGUUUGUCUCUAAAUGCACGUUCCAGAGCUCUUCUGAUGCAGAAAUUGGAUCGUAGUGGCACGGCUACCAAUGUUGCCGGUGUUCUUGUUCCCCCUGUCAAUAAUCCUCACCUACCUUUGCCAUCAACUUCAGUUCUAGGCGCUCCUCCACUAAAUCCUUUGAUACAAUCGACCAUACCUGGACUUGCAGGCUUACCAACUCCUGCAUUGGCUUUUGCUGCAACUAGCACCACUCAAACUGUUGAAAAUAUUGGGGUUCCCAGUGAAUGUUUGUUGCUGAAGAACAUGUUUGACCCUAAUGUUGAGACUGAACCAGAUUUUGACUUGGAUAUUAAAGAGGAUGUGCAAGAAGAGUGCUCAAAGUUUGGUACGGUAAAGCACAUCUAUGUGGAAAAAAAUAGUGCUGGUUUCGUCUAUCUACGCUUCGAAAACACUACGGCAGCCAUGAAUGCGCAGCGUGCACUUCAUGGAAGAUGGUUUGCCGGAAAAAUGAUUACAGCUACCUUCAUGAUUCCUCAGAACUACGAUGCAAAAUUUCCCAAUUGACUAAUGUUAAAAUCUCUCAGAUCAUAUUUGAAAGUUGUGGCCUUUUCGCCGUCUACAGCUUUGUUGGGUGGGAAAUACUAUAAUAAGUGAUGGUGUUGUAGGAUUCGUUCUACUCAUUCUUUAGCUGGUUUGUUUCGUGGGGAGCCUCGGUUCUCCAAUCCCCACACGAACCUGUUAGCCUUGAUGGCAGGAUUAGGAAGGGGAUCAGCAAUGUCUUCCUGUGCUGUACUUUUUAUAUAAUUUUUUUUUUAAAAGUUAUGUGGAGAUAUUUUUAAGGUCUGCUUCGGCUAUCCAAACAGCUGCAUAUUCUGUAAGCAGUCACCAAAUCUGUGAUCUCAAGAACAGCAGUUUAAUUUUUAUUUUUCUUGAUACGUAGGAUGUGGGAAGAAAAAAAAAAAAGAUUUUUGAGUGGUUUGUUCUUUGUUUUAUUUAUUAUGUGGUGCACAUUGGAUGUAUUUGGGACUGAAUGUUUCUCCAUUUUCUUAGACCAUC
Phalaenopsis equestris is the source of this 1772-nucleotide messenger RNA. Its product is annotated as RNA-binding protein 39-like. The coding region runs from base 96 to 1280 and encodes 394 amino acids. Gene Ontology annotation, biological process: mRNA processing. The transcript has 13 exons. Gene Ontology annotation, molecular function: RNA binding. Gene Ontology annotation, cellular component: nucleus. The record is from RefSeq and is a predicted model, not a curated record. Lineage: Eukaryota; Viridiplantae; Streptophyta; Magnoliopsida; Asparagales; Orchidaceae.